Molecule: messenger RNA, 1270 nt
Organism: Saccostrea echinata
Lineage: Eukaryota; Metazoa; Mollusca; Bivalvia; Ostreida; Ostreidae
Product: nucleoside diphosphate-linked moiety X motif 6-like
Exons: 7
Coding region: 269-1138 (289 amino acids)
Molecular function (GO): ADP-ribose diphosphatase activity; NADH pyrophosphatase activity; NAD binding
Source: RefSeq, a predicted model, not a curated record
AGUGUUUCCAAAUAACUUUACCUCUAUAAAGGAGCAGAUCAGGAAGCUUAAUACUCAGAUGACAACCCUUUCAAGAAGUACAUGGAAUGUAUAGAAGAGUCAUUAGACUCAUGAAAAAAACAGGUCCAGUCCAAAGACUAUUUCUAACUAGCUACUAAGGUAUCUAAACCUACGCCAUAUAGCUGUUUUUAUCUACUGGUACUUCUUGCUUUAUUUGCAUUGUGUGGCCAAAUGCUGGAAUGUCGCAAUAUGGAUCUUGCCAUCUUUAAUGAACCAACCUCUCAGAAGGAUACCCAGUAUGUGCAGCUGGUGUAAAAAAUUCCAUAAAACAUUCAGUUCUGCCACAGUAACAGAGGACAAGUAUAAUGGAGUCACUGUAGAUCUCAGUUCAUCACAGUCCCUCAACUCAGAAGAUUUCAAACACAUACUGUCAGAUUCACUCCAGAAAUGGAGAAGGGAGGGUAAAACAGCUGUCUGGAUCAGGGUCCCAAUCCUAUUGAGUCACCUGAUUCCAGAUGCAGCCAAUCAGGGAUUUCAAUUCCACCAUGCUGAGUAUGGGCAGUCCCUCCUGAAGCUGUGGUUGGAUGAGAGCAAGGAGGACCUGACCCCCCAGUUUGCUACACAUCAAGUGGGCGUCUCAGGAAUGGUAAUUCGUGAGGACACGGGACAGGUGCUUGCUGUACAGGACAGAAAUAGCCGGUUUAAUCUUUGGAAAUUCCCGGGGGGUCUAUCAAAUCUGGAGGAAGAUAUCUGUGAUACAGCCGUGCGUGAAGUUUUUGAAGAAACAGGUAUUGAAGCAGAAUUUCAGUCGGUCCUUGCUCUGAGGCAACAACAUAGACAACCUGGAGCUUUCGGAAGGUCAGACAUUUUCAUUAUAUGUCGCCUUCGACCUUUAACCUUUGACCUCAAGCCUUGCUCACGUGAAAUAAAAGCAUGUCAAUGGAUGCACAUCGCAGACAUGCAGAAAUUGAGCAAUUUCUCUGACUUUACAAACAGAUUGACCAGCAUGGCGAUUUACGGCGUCGAACAUGGAUUUCAGGAUCUGGACAUUACGUACGAAGAGAUGAAGUCGGUGUACAAAGGACUCCGCUACAAACUUUACCACCGCCCUAUACCAGCAAACAGACGAACUGACUAAGCCGUUUAAACUCGUGGUUGACUGGGAUGUCAUUUAUGUUGUGCAUGCUCUUUUUAAAGUUUUAAUAUACACGAGAACGUUCUUUGUAACAGGCUAUAGGUUUUAUAUUUAAAUAAAAUUGUUUAUUCACUA